GGGCAUUGACGUGACGGUGUUAAAUUAAGACAUUCAAUUGUCGUCGUUUCUGAUUUUUUUUUUCCAGCUUUUUACAAAGGGAACUUUCCAUUUGCCAUUUAUAACAAACUCAUCUGGUUGUAGGCUUAUUAGAGUGUAAAUAUGUAGCAGUCCGCUUCAUUAGGCUCGUUGAAGUUAAAAUGAGCAAUGAACAGCCCAGUUUCCCGAUAGUUGUAUUAGUUUGAGCCACGUCGUUACGGAUUAGCGGUAGCUAUGUUGUACGAGAAUAAAAUAGUUUACCCUGGACUAGUCUAGCCUGCUCCAUUCUAAGGACGCGUAAAUUAGCUGACGGGGCGUCAGUCUGAAUAUUAGCUACAUUUCACUGGACAGGUUGUUAAUGUUACAUGUCAGAUAUGAUUAAGACAGCAGGGCUGUCGCUAUGUCUGUGUAACCCUACGUUACUUAACAAAGCAUCUCAGUUCUGUAAAGUGUAGGGCGGAAAAAAACAAAAACCCUCACGUUUCCGAUUUAAAGUAGCGUACAUUCGCCGCUUUUAUGCUUAACUCCAUUGCCUGGAUUACGCAGUAGGCUUCGCUUUGUUUUUACGUUGUUCGUUCAGCCACGUGUGAUGAGGAUGCCGGAUCGCAUUCCUUUGUUCCUGACACUCGCUGCUAGACGGGGUAGUCUCCCUUCGGCUCGGCUUCCAUUCAACAAAUGUAGUCCGGGACCUGUGGUAUAAUGAGCCAGUCACGUAUGCUAUUUCUGGGUCCUUUGGACAGACCGUUUGGGAUUACCAGGAGCUGAACACAAACCUGUGAUAUUAUCUUGUGGGGUGAUUUUCAAACGGACAAAUUCCCCAACAUGACUUGUGACCUGUGAGUUUGAACCCGACGUUGACUUAGAAGAUAAAAAAGAAAUAAAUAAUAUGCAGGCGAUCAAGAAAGAACCGCCAUCAAGUGGCUCUUAUUGUGGUGACGAGGGGUUAGUGCUGGCCAUGGCGUUGCAGGGGGAAGACCAGGACCUGCUGGGCCGGAAGCUGCCGUCCGCCGGCAUGCCGUACAAGGUGAAGGGCUCCUCCUGCCGGAGGAAGCGCGAGUUCAUCCCCGACGAGAAGAAGGACAACCUGUACUGGGAGCGCCGGCGGAAAAACAACGAGGCGGCCAAGCGGUCGCGGGAGAAGCGCCGGCUCAACGACAUGGUGCUGGAGAACAAGCUGAUGGCGCUGGGCGAGGAGAACGCCACGCUGAAGGCCGAGCUGCUGUCGCUCAAGCUGAAGUUCGGCCUGGUCAGCUCGGCCACCUACGCCCAGGAGGUGCAGAAGAUCUCCAGCUGCACGGCCGCCCUGUACCAGGACUUCCUGUCGCCGCCCGCCGGCCAGAGCUCCUUCCCCCGGGAGCUGGGCAGCAGCUGCAUCUCCGUCAUCAAGCACUCGCCCCACGGCGCGCUGUCGGACGCCUCGGACGCCUCCUCCCACACCGCGGCCCACGGCAGCCCCCGGGCCGACGGGUGCCGGUCCCCGGAGGUCAUCAAGCAGGAGCCGCCCGACGGCGCCGGCUACGGCCGGGAGGGGAGGGAGCGGGGCACCCCGCGGGGCAACCCGUACGAACUCUACCGCAGCUACCUGGCCAGCCCCUUCCCGGGGGUCUACUCCCAGCCGUCGCCCUUCCUGCAGAUCACCAGCUCCUCCAGCAACUCGCCCCGGACCUCGGACGGCGACGAGGGGCCCGUGAGCAAGUCCUCGGACGGGGAGGACGAGCAGCAGGUCCCGAAAGGCCCCGUGGCCCCCGCCUGCGACCCCCCCAGCGUCAUCGUCUCUGCGAUGAGGGCGUCGGACCCGGGGGGCUCCGCCCUGCCCCACAAGCUGCGGCUCAAGGCGCGGGCCAUCCGCAUCAAGGUGGAGGCCGUGGACCCCGAGUACGACCCGGGGAAGCCCGCCUCGCCCGUCGACAUGUCCGGCAAGGGCGGCUACCAGACGGGCAAGCGCCCCGCGUCCCUCCAGCCGUCCCUCGGGCCCCUGUCGCUGCAAGUGACCGACGUCCAGGACUGGGCUCCCCAGCCGGAGGCGCUCCCGAGCGGGUGCAAGAACCGCCGGCUCUGGCCCGGCUCGCCCGGUCCGGCGGCCCACAAACUCACCGUCGACCUCCAGGACAGCUCUUACGCCGACGCCGAGAGCUUCUGUUUGAAGCGCGGCAUCGCCGACCUCUCCGCAGAGGUGGCGUCCCUGAAGAGACUGAUCACGACGCGGCGAGGGUCUGGCGUGGAGGGGGCCGAGCCCGUCUGCCUCGCCCCCGACCCCCCGCUGGAGGGGCGCCUCGCCCCCGACCCCCCGCUGGAGGGGCGUCACGCCCCCGACCCCCCGCUCAAGUGAGUCGGGCGCAGAGCUCGGUUGUGUUCCAUUGUGUUCGUUAUUGCACUGUGCGCUGGAUAUGGUGUGGAAACGAUGCGGCUCUUCAUGGAUGGCGUGCUGUGCACUUGCUGGUGUAGUCGACAUGAUACUCCUGAUCGCUCCAUCUCUCGUCAAAUGUCAGGCUACGUGACAGUUAAAUGUAAAAGUUUUCUCCAUUUUUCUUGUAAAAAAUGUACGGUCUUUUUUGUUUACAAUAAAUGUACCUAAGCACUGAAA
Molecule: messenger RNA, 2602 nt
Organism: Conger conger (European conger)
Lineage: Eukaryota; Metazoa; Chordata; Actinopteri; Anguilliformes; Congridae
Gene: nfil3
Product: nuclear factor, interleukin 3 regulated
Exons: 2
Coding region: 905-2347 (480 amino acids)
Biological process (GO): DNA-templated transcription; regulation of DNA-templated transcription; circadian rhythm
Cellular component (GO): nucleus
Molecular function (GO): DNA binding; DNA-binding transcription factor activity
Source: RefSeq, a predicted model, not a curated record